GCUUCACGUCACCGGGAAGGAGCAGGGAACCCGGCCACGCCUGCCUAGCCAGCUCCUGGGCACUGGAUCUUCUUUCCAAACUUACUCCAGCCACAGCCACCACAGCGGCCACUGCAAAUGAAAUUCCUCCCGCUCCUAGUGGGUUUUUCCACUUUGCUGAAUUGUAUCUACACUCAAAAUUGCACCAAGACACCUUGCCUCCCAAAUGCAAAAUGUGAAAUACGAAAUGGAAUUGAAGCCUGCUAUUGUAAUAUGGGAUUUUCAGGAAAUGGUGUCACAAUUUGUGAAGAUGAUAAUGAAUGUGGAAACUUAACCCAGUCCUGUGGAGAAAAUGCCAACUGCAGCAACACUGUAGGAAGUUAUUACUGUAUGUGUGUAUCUGGUUUUCGAUCCAGCAAUAACCAAGACAAGUUUGUCACCAAUGAUGGAACGACCUGCAUUGAUAUAGAUGAGUGCAGCGAAUCUGUUGUCUGUGGUGAUCAUGCUGUGUGUGAAAAUGUAGAGGGUGGAUACAACUGUUCCUGCAAGGAAGGUUAUCAGACUUCCACCGGAAAAUCACACUUCACAGCUAGUGAUGGUACUUACUGUAAAGAAAAUGUGAAUGAAGACUGCUUUUUGGAUAAUGCCUGUAUUACUGCAUCUAUUCAUAAAGCUUUAACAAAAAUUAGACACAUAAAAGAACCUGUGGCUUUAUUGCAAGAUGUCUAUAGAAACUCAGCAAAGAAUCUCUCACCGAUGGACAUAAUAACAUAUACAGAAAUACUAUCUGGAUCAUCAUUAUUAUUAAGUUGUAUGAAUACCACUAAUUCAGCCAAGGAUAUACUUUCUAAUUCAACUCUCACUGAAUUUGUAAAAACUGUGAAUAAUUUCGUUCAAAAAGAUACACUGCUAGUUUGGGACAAGUUAUCUAUGAAUCAUAGAAAAACCCAACUUAUCAAACUGAUAGAUACUGUGGAACAUGUGACCUUACGGAUAUCUGAAAACUUCCAAAAGAACACUCAGUUUGAUACUAAUUCAAGUGAUAUUGUUCUCAGAGCUUUUGUUUUUGAUUCACAUCACAUAAAACAUGUUCAUCCCUAUAUGAAUGUAGAUGGAAAUUAUAUAAAGAUAUUUCCAAAGGCAAAAACUGCUUAUGAUUCAGAAGGCCAUGUUGCAGUUGCAUUUUUACAUUAUAAGAGCAUCGCUCCCUUGUUUUCAUCAUCCAAUAAGUUCUUAUUGGAACCUCAAAGUGACGAUAAUUCUGAAGAGGAGGAAAGAGUCAUAUCUUCCAUAAUUUCAGUCUCAAUUAGCUCAACUCCACCCACAUUUUAUGAACUUGAAGAAAUAGUAUUUACAUUAAGUCACAGAAAGAUCACAGAUAAGGACAGGAUUCAAUGUGCAUUUUGGAACUACUCCCUAGAUACCAUGAAUGGCAUUUGGUCUUCAGAGGGCUGUGAGCUGACAUACUCCAAUGAGACCCAUACCUCUUGCCACUGUAAUCACCUGACACAUUUUGCAAUUUUGAUGUCUCCUGGUCCUUCCAUUGGUAUUAAAGAUUAUAAUAUUCUUACAAGGAUCACUCAACUAGGAAUAAUUAUAUCACUGAUUUGUCUCGCCAUCUGCAUUUUUACCUUCUGGUUCUUUAGCGAAAUUCAGAACACCAGGACUACAAUUCACAAAAAUCUCUGCUGUAGCCUAUUUCUUGCUGAACUUGUUUUUCUUAUUGGGAUUAAUACAAAUACUAGUAAGCUCUUCUGUUCAAUCACUGCCGGGCUGCUGCAUUACUUCUUUCUAGCUGCAUUUGCAUGGAUGUGUAUUGAAGGCAUCCAUCUCUACCUCAUUGUGGUGGGAGUCAUCUACAACAAGGGAUUUCUGCACAAGAACUUUUAUAUCUUUGGCUAUCUUAGCCCAGCUGUGGUAGUUGGAUUUUCAGCAGCAUUAGGAUACAGAUACUAUGGCACCACCAAAGUAUGUUGGCUGAGCACAGAAAACAACUUCAUUUGGAGUUUUAUAGGACCUGCAUGUUUAAUCAUCCUUGUUAACCUCUUAGCUUUUGGAUUUAUCAUAUACAAAGUUUUUCGUCACACUGCAGGUUUGAAACCAGAAGUUAGUUGCUAUGAGAACAUAAGAUCAUGUGCCAGAGGUGCCCUUGCUUUGCUGUUCCUUCUUGGUACCACCUGGAUCUUUGGAAUUCUGCACGUUGUGCAUGCAUCAGUCACCACUGCUUAUCUCUUCACAGUCAGCAAUGCCUUCCAGGGGCUGUUUAUCUUCUUAUUUCUGUGUGUCUUGUCUAGAAAGAUCCAAGAAGAAUAUUAUAGAUUGUUCAAAAAUGUUCCUUGUUGUUUUGGAUGUUUAAGGUAAACAGAAAAUUAUGAACAAUUUUUUUCUACACAAAUAGCAAAAAAAAAAAAGCCAAAAUGUAGAUAUCCAAUAUGUAGACAUUACUUUAACAAAUUAUCUAUCUCAGCUGAUACAUAGUCUAAUGCUUUAAAUCACUUUUUUCCAUUUACAGUGUAAGAAUUCUUCAUAGUAGAAGGUAAAAUCAGGUACCAUAAGUUAGGGUAUACUUUCCUACAUGGCAUAAGUUAGUUGUGUCAAAAAAUUGUAUUUCAGAUAUUUGGAAAAUAAUUGGUUUCUCAGGAGUGAUAUCAUUGUGCUCAAGGAAAAAAUUUUCUUUCUAACACAUACAAAAAAUAUAUGAAUGUCCUGAAGGGAACCACUGGCUUGAUAUCUUUGUGACUCAUGUUGCCUUUGAAACUAGUCCCCUAUCACGUUGGUAAUGAGCUCCGUUACAGAAAGUGGAACAUAGGAGAAUGAAGGGGCAGAAUAUAAAACAGUAAGAAAGGAAUGACUGUUAUAACAAUGAGAUGUAUGUUCAGUAAACUUGUAGGCCUUUUUCAAACUAGAUGAGAAAUUAUAGAGGUAAAAUAACAAGUUGAAUAGAAACAGCAUCCUUUUGUCAAUUGCCUGAACUUAAAUUUCUGCUAAAACAAUAUCUAUAUCUAUCUAUCUAUCUAUCUAUCUAUCUAUCUAUCUAUCUAUCUAUUUGUUAUAUCCAUUUCCUGUUCCAAUGUUCUUUUUAAAAAAUACUAACGCUUCACAAAUGAAAACAUUUAUGACCUUUUCUUAGUUUAACAUUAGAAUGAGCUUCUUAGUUUAACAGUAAAAUGAGUUAUAUGCUAUUUCUAUACUUCAGAAAUUAUGACAUACUAAGUUAUAUAUAGACAUGUCAAAAUAUGAUACUGUUUAUGCCUGUAAAUGUAAAAAGUGUGUAUAAAACAAGCACUCUAUUCUGUAACCUCUAAGUAUAACCUCUCUAUAGAUUAGUAUAAUUGAGGGUUUUUUAAAAUUUAGAUGUAGUAUAGUACACAUUUUAAUAGUCUCUUUUAACUUCUCAUCUUAAAAGAUAUUGUAAAUAUUAAAACAUACAUGAAGCUAAUGUUGAUUUUUGUUUGUAAAAGUGCACAUUCAAAAACUAUUAUUUAUAAUAAAAAAAACUUCUGAAAA
Erinaceus europaeus (western European hedgehog) is the source of this 3486-nucleotide messenger RNA. It is a transcript of the gene ADGRL4, whose product is annotated as adhesion G protein-coupled receptor L4. Gene Ontology annotation, cellular component: membrane. Gene Ontology annotation, molecular function: calcium ion binding; G protein-coupled receptor activity. Gene Ontology annotation, biological process: adenylate cyclase-activating G protein-coupled receptor signaling pathway; cell surface receptor signaling pathway. The record is from RefSeq and is a predicted model, not a curated record. The transcript is spliced from 16 exons. The coding region runs from base 118 to 2340 and encodes 740 amino acids. Lineage: Eukaryota; Metazoa; Chordata; Mammalia; Eulipotyphla; Erinaceidae.